GGAGCGUGUGGUGCUUGUUGUGGAACAGUGUAUCGCGGGACAACGCGGCCAGUGGAGAGGUGGGCUCAUCAGCUCAUCCGUCAGUUUCCCACACUGCACAAACGCUGACGAGGAAUGUUUCGGCGCCAGAAGAGAUAGGUGAGCGCUGUCCGUCCGUAAUCGAUCGAAUUUAAUCAGAAGAAAUCUGGCCUGACUGAAAAUUAACAAUAAAACAUAUUCACGAACUGAAACGUUAACUUUGGGUGCUCAGUUUACUAGUACUGUGACGUGGUCACGCAGUAGGUAGAAAGAACAAGACCUUUUCUGCCUAGAGUGACUGUGACUGAAAGCAACAGGUGACGUACUGCCAUGCACUUCAAUACUCCAUUUCUUCGCUCGCCUACCUACCUGUAACUCUGCUUAUGAUAAGCGCUACUCGCACGCUCACCACGAGGCAUUAACCUGUUUCUAUUGAGAACCAAAGCCAACCCUGUCUAACCUAAGAGAAAAUGGGCUCAUUCAUCGGUCACGUAGUCCCGGGCACAUUCUUCGCCCUUUUCGGGAUGUGGUUCACAUACCAGACCUUCAUGAGGUACUUCAUGUGCCAACGAGUGGCGGCGUCAUCUACAAUGUCGGAGAAAUAUAGGAUGCGCUACAGAAACACAUCCUCGUUCAAAUGCCCGUGCUGCGCUUCACUGCCUUUAGAAGGCGUCCUGAAAGUUGUGGCCACUGUAGUCGGCAUGGCGGGGGAAUUUGCCACGGGUUUCGAGGGAGGCAAGUUCACCCACAUAGGUAACGCGCAACACAUGACAAUGUUCUUCUUCUUCGGUCUAAAUGGAGUCGUGGACAUAAUUCAGCACUAUCGGGUGCCUAUCCCACCAGACAUGGACUUUAUAUCGGGCGUUUUAGCCUUCAGCAUGGAAGCUCUACUAUUUUACUAUCAUUUACAUGGUCGUACACCGAUGGAUAUACAGGUGCACAUGCUUCUGUUUUACGUGGUGGUAAGCUGCGCUGUCUGCGUGGCUCUGGAGAUGUGCUAUAAAGGAAACGUCCUACCCGCUCUAGGAAAAGCCUACUUCGUUUUGCUACAGGGGACGUGGUUCUACCAGAUUGGAUUCCUGCUGUACCCUCCAAUAGGAGAACAAUGGGACCAAAAUGAGCACUCCCAGAUGAUGAUGGUGACGCUGUUUUUCACUUGGCACAAUGCCACCAUCUUUACUCUAAUGUCCAUUGCCGGUAGCCUAAUUUACCUCAGGGUAAAAUCACUCUCUUAUGCAGAAAUCUACGAGCACCUGCAGCCUCGUCUUCCACGGUUAGCAAAAUUGGACGAAGAGCAGGCCAAGAACAUUAUGCUAGAGUCGGAUGAAGGGGAGGCUUAAAGGGGACUUAAUUCAUCCACGCAUAAAUGGAUUCGUCCAACCUUUCACGUCCAGAUAUUUAUCAUAUUUCUAUAUUUGUACAUUAGCACAUCAUGAAAUUAUUCAUCGUUAUCAGAGAUGCCCAACACCCUUAAAGACGCACAAGUCGUAAUGCAAUUAAACGUGCGCACAAUAAGACAGGAGAGACGAUCUCGUUUUAGCCUUCUGUUUGUGACAUUUAAUAUUCGAAUCAUUGUUACUUGAACUGAAUUCUUCGUGAAGUAUCAAAAUUUGUUAUUUCGAUAGCAUAUCAUAACUGCCUUUCAGUUUUUGUUCAUACACUACAUUGAUAUAAUAUGAAUAUCCCAAGAAGUUGCUGAACAUAAAGCUAUGAAAUCUGGUAGGAAAGUUUCUGUAAGUUACAACAGACAUACAGGUUCAUCUACAUGAAAUUUAUUGAGACAUUUCAUAGUAGUUAAAACGUACCAGUUUGGAUCAUAAACAUUAGCACUUACUUGACGACAAUAUACAGUCGAAAUAAAAGAUAUUCUCAUAUGUAUCCAACAAGUACAUGUAAUAAUAUAUAACAAAACACACACACACACACACACACACA
Molecule: messenger RNA, 1953 nt
Organism: Macrobrachium nipponense
Lineage: Eukaryota; Metazoa; Arthropoda; Malacostraca; Decapoda; Palaemonidae
Product: transmembrane protein 45B-like
Exons: 5
Coding region: 489-1358 (289 amino acids)
Source: RefSeq, a predicted model, not a curated record